GUUACCGCUAGUGUGUUGUGGGUGUGAAGUCGGUACAGCUUUACCUAUCACAAGAGAAAAAAUGGACGUAUAAACAAGCUAUAGAAAAGAAACACUUAAACAAUGAAAAAAAAUAAAUAACUGAGUAAAUAAAAAAAUACAUAAACCAAAGAAAAUUUACGGGAAACUUUAAGAUAAACAAGAAAAUAGAUAAAAUAAAAACAGUACAUACUUUAAAAAAAAGGACGAAUAAGAAGAAAAAAGAGAAAAUAAGAAAAAAUAAGAAAACUGGAAACUGAAAAAAAAAAUCUAAGCUAAAACACAAAAGCAAAAAAACGAUUCCGCGUACCAAAGAAAACGGAGACACUAAGAAAACCUAGUCAAUUUUAAGGAUAACCACGAGUUUUUAAGGUCACCAAGUUGUCCACCAAGGUUCUCCAAGACACAAGUGGAAUGGGAAGGUGGAGGCUGCUGCUCAGGAGGUGGAGGAACAGGGAGGAGACGGCCACGCUACUUGGCCUCGUCAGGUACGUGCCUUACAUCGCGUGUGUCGUGGCUCUCAAGGUGUACGUAGUGAUGCUGCUGCUACACGUGCAUGACGCCAAACAAGACUACAUGGAUUACAACGACUAUGCUAAUUACGAUGACGCGCCGCCCAGACACAAGCACCCCACUACCACCACCACCACCACCACAGAGGAGCCAGGGUGGAGGGAAAAGCAGGAGGUACUUUCACGCCUCAACACCACGACCAUCCACCCAUCAUCCACCAACCGGACUCCGGAUACGAUAUGGCUGUUUUUCAAUCGGAUUCCUCGCACAGCCGGCCAGACCCUCGUGUCACUUAUGAAGAGUUUGGGUCCCGAUUUAAACUACCAACACCAGGAGCAUGUGUACAGGACGCCGUGGCAAAGGCUAAUGACGGAGGAGGAGCAGCGCAGUCUGGGCACGUGGUUUGAAUAUAAUUUCUGGCCCAAAAGUUACGACCGCUUCUCCAUGUUCAUUAACUUCACCCAGCACAGGAGCCGGUACGUGACUAUGCGCCCAGCCUUCGUGACCUUGGUUCGUGACCCCGUGGAGAAAUACGCCUCUUACUUCCGGUUCAAGAGGGUGGACAUCGAAAGGGUUAAGUUGGAGAUGAGUGCACGUGAGAGGAAAACACCGGGGAGUGGCCGCGUGUGGUACUGGCGAAAGCUGGACCAGUGUGUAGCGGAGGGUGACCUGGAGUGUGACCUCAGGGACGGGGCGCGGGACUUCACCUCUGCCAUCCCCUUUCUGUGUGGUCAGCACGAGCAGUGUCUGCGCGUGGGUGACAAGUGGGCACUGCAGAAGGCGAAGUACAAUGCAGAGUUUGAGUAUUCAGUAGUGGGGCUGACGGAGCACUGGAAUACGACCCUGGCUGUGCUCGAACAUUACCUGCCUCUCUUCUUCCGCGGGGCACGCCAACGUUACUGGAGUGACGAGUUCGCCAGCCAGCGGUACCUCAACAAGAACCCGAAGAAGUACAAGGCAAUACAAGACGAGGUGAAGAAAUUCCUGAAAGAGAGACUGGCCCUUGAAUUUGAGCUGUACGAGUUUCUGCAACAGCGCCUACACUUGCAGCACCAGAGCCUUGCAGAAGUGCUCGGCCGCCCCACCACGCUCCUCCCCACCAAGCCGUCCCAGGUGCCCAUGUGGGGGAUCUGGGAUAGGGUACAAAAUGAUCUAGCGCGUGAUAUUUAGACUUGUUUAUUUAUUUAUUUAUUUAUUAUUGUUUUUGUAAUUUAUUCUUUUGGGGGGCGGGGUUUGUUGUUUUUAUUUAUUGUUUGGUAAAUGUUUUGUUUAUUGUUAUUUUUAUUUAUUUAUUUUUUUUUUUAGGGAAUUGAAGUAGUAAUAGUAGUAGUAGUAGUAGUACUAGUAGCAGCAGCAUCACCAUUACCUAUUUAAUACCACCGCAAACUACCUAUUUCGUAUGAAUAAUAAUAAUAAUAAUAAUAAUAAUAAUAAUAAUAAUAAUAAUAAUAAUAAUAAUCACCCCACGCACCACAAAUUUAUAAGAACCCAUCACACACAUACACACACACACACACACACACACACUGGUACUUGUAAUAAUAAAAGAGAAUAGAUUAAUAAUGUGAUUAAUUACCCAAGGAGGGACACAAGGAAACACAUUAAACAAGCUUAAAAAGAAAAAGGAAUAAAUUGAAGGUGAAAGAAU
This is a messenger RNA of Scylla paramamosain (green mud crab), 2179 nucleotides long. Its product is annotated as heparan sulfate 2-O-sulfotransferase 1-like. The transcript is spliced from 9 exons. NCBI's taxonomy places the organism in Eukaryota, Metazoa, Arthropoda, Malacostraca, Decapoda, Portunidae. Bases 433 to 1701 code for a protein of 422 amino acids. The record is from RefSeq and is a predicted model, not a curated record. Gene Ontology annotation, molecular function: sulfotransferase activity. Gene Ontology annotation, cellular component: membrane.